This is a messenger RNA of Racocetra persica, 883 nucleotides long. NCBI's taxonomy places the organism in Eukaryota, Fungi, Glomeromycota, Glomeromycetes, Diversisporales, Gigasporaceae. The record is from the annotation of a GenBank genome assembly.
UGAAGAAAAAGAGCAGGAAUUUCUAGAAUUACUAAAAAUAGUUGAGUUAGCAGAGCAGAUAUUUGGGGCAAACCAUGCUAAAAGUAAACUUGCCAAUGAAAUUAAUAAUUGGCAUCUGACUCCAGCUAGCGUAUAUAAAAAUAUAAAGCAAUCUUGUGUUGAGCAUGGGUAUAGAGGACGCUGGAAUACACUUAACUAUCAAGUUGGAGAAGUUGUAUAUAUAGAUAUAAAGGAAUGUUACCCAGCAAUAGCAGUAAAUGAAGAAUUGCUACAAGAUGAUAUAACCGGAUUUGCGCAAGUAAGAUUUUUCAAAUUUGUUCCUAAUAUUCAUCUAGCAAUUUCUGUUUGGUAUAGAAAACACUUUGCUUGUCGAACAGAUAUCCUAGAAAGUGUAUCUAUAGGAGAAGCUAUUAUUUCUCUUACCAAGCAAACGAAUGUAUGGUUGCCUAAAAAUCAGGAUAUUAGUUGUGCUAUCAUAGGAAAGUUCACGCAGAGAAAUAAAGUUGAAGAAAAACACCUUACUCAUUGGGUUGAUUGUAUUAAAGAGGGAACAUAUGCUGCUUCAAUAUUAGCUUACGCCCAUAUAAACUUACUGGAAAUGCUUCGAAGAUUUGGCCCUAAUGAAGUAUUAAGCAAAAGAUUAGCUAUCUCAAAAUUCGAAUCGGUUAAAGUAUUCCAAAAAACUAAAAUGCUUUUAGCAGUAGGAGAAUAUUUUCCAUGUAGCAAAUAUAAACCAUUUGUUUGUCAUGAUUGCUUUUGGGAUUGGUAUGCUCAUAAAGGUUUUUGGGAAGUUAUUCCUGAUAAGAAGCCAUCUAGCAAUACUAAAUGGACACCUGAACAUAUGGGAGAAAAGAAAUUUCCACAAGUUGAUAUCUGGAAUGAG